AUGGCUUCAAUGUCACCAUGUACCAUUGAAAAAGAUGUAGUCGAUGCAAUGAAAAAGUUUCGACGUUUAUCGAACAAAUCAACCAUGGCUAUGAUAUUACGUUGUGAUAUGAAAACCAAUCAAGUUGUGAUUGACAAAGAAUUAAAAGACAUCAGUGUCGAACAAUUAAUUGAGGAAUUACCAAGUCGUGAACCUCGUUUUAUUUUACAUAGCCAUGAAUUGAAGCAUGCGGAUGGUCGUGUUCAAUAUCCAUUGAAUUUAAUUUUAUACAUUCCUGAUGGAUGUGGAACGAACAAUCGUUUUACAUAUGCAUCGACAGCGAACGCGGUUUCAGCUUCAUCUGGUAUCACUCGUAUUAUUGAAUUACGUGAAGAUAUUUCUGCUGAAUGGCUCAGUAAGGAAUUAGCAAAAGCAUAUUGA
Molecule: messenger RNA, 420 nt
Organism: Adineta ricciae
Lineage: Eukaryota; Metazoa; Rotifera; Eurotatoria; Adinetida; Adinetidae
Source: the annotation of a GenBank genome assembly